UUGUAAGAACAGAGCUGCUCAAAGAGAAAGCAGGUUCCUUUUUCUGCUGAAAUAUUCUGCUUAAGUUUGUUUAAUCGGGAGCUAAAACACCGAAGAGCAGGCAGACAACAGGAUGUGGGUCCAGACCGAAGGCUGUGCAGCUGCAGGGUGUGAUGGAGAGAGUGAUUUAUCCUCCGAGGACGAGGGAGACAUUCAGUUUGAGCUCCUGGAAAAACAAAGGAAUGAAGCCAAUCACAAACUGUCUGAGCUGGAGGAAGUCUCCAAUCAGCUCCUGAGAGAGAUGAGCGUACUGGAGCUCCAGUUCCAGAUUGAACGGUCAUGUAGGGAGAGUGCUGAGGCUCUGGCUGUGAAGGUUACCAAGGAGAACAAAGCCCUGAAGAGGAGGAGCCAGAUGGUGAUGCCGCUCAUCUCCGAGCUGCCUGAAAACGCGGCCGAUGUGACCUCUGACCCAGAUUCUGACCCCACAGUUAACAGUGAUGUGGAGGAUCUCGACGGUGGUGAGGAGACGCUGCUGCUGGAGAGUCAGGCCAAGAUCGCUGAGCUGCAGGCGUCAGUGGACGGUCUGCUGGCCGAGAAGCUGCAGCUGGAGCAAGAGCGAGAGGAUCUGAUCACACAGCAGGAUCUACUCAGGGAGCAACUUGCUCUGGAGGUGGAGGAGAAAGAAGCCAUACUGAGGAAAAUGAGUAAACAGAGCAAGACCGUGAAUAAAUUUAAACGAGAUGUGGAGGGUGACAGGUCGUGCCACAGGAAGGGAGCAGGAGUGUUGGCACUGACCUUCGGGCGACUGGGUUCGAUGUCUUGUCAGAUGUUGGAGCAGCAGAAUGCGGCCCACACACAGAGCUCAGUGACCGGCCUGCAGCUGCAGGAGGCCCUCCAGCAAAUCUCCAACAUCAGCACAGCGCUGAGUGACAUCCAGGGCUACUACCAGAACCAGGUAAAAAAGAGUGAGAGCAGUGUGGGAGAGAGCAGCGUCCUCUCGGAGCUGAAAGAAGAGCUGGAGAAGAGAGAGGAGGAGAGGAAGGUUCUGGAAAGUCAGCUGUCUGACGCCAACAGCACCGUCACUCAGCUGCAGGAAGAAGUGAAACAUUUACAAGAAACCCUGAAGAGGGAGAAUUUGACUCAUGAACCAGUGGAGAAAUCCCCUCCUGCUCCGCCUCCUCCUCCUCCUCCUCCUCCUCCACCACCACCUCCUCCUCCACCUCUCCCUCCUCCCUCUACUGUCAACAAUUCACUUGAUUUCCUGAGGAGCAGGAGGAAAAAUGGAGCCAGUAAAGAUGCAAACAAAGCAGCACCCUCUCCGACGGCAAAGGCAAUGGAUGAAAUGAUGGAGAGAAUAAAAAAAGGAAUCAUCCUGAGGCCCAUGAAAAAUAUUCAGGACGAUGACAGUUCAUGGAGGGACCAGAGGAGUGAAAACAGAAAAUCAGCAGUUCUGGAGUUGAAAGGAAUGCUGGGCAACAUGAAGGUCCAGCACCACCGCAGACUUCCAUCCAGGAGGGGAAUGGGCCGAAAUGUGGGGGAGGCGGAGCUGCUGCUGGUGCUCCAGAGGAGGAGGAGAGCGAUGGGGGAGAACCAGGACCCGACCCAAACACAGGACCCCCAGCCAGGCGCUCUGUGUGGCCCAGCAGCAGGAGAUGCUCCGUGGGCAGAGGAGCGCAGCGGCGUCCCUGUGCUCCGGAGGCUGAAGCAGAACAGGGAGAAGAGAGACUCUCGCAUCCGAGCAUCAGCACUGAUCAUCAGCCAGGCAAAAUUAAAUCAGUCAGAGGAAGACAUUGUCAUUAACGCUUGAUAUGAUGAUGAACUGCAGAAGUCUUUAUUGAGCUACAGGGAUGUUUUUUUCUGUUACUUUUAAGGAACACAUCAUGUGUUUGCACUGAAAAAGCCCUGCGUCUGUGA
Molecule: messenger RNA, 1893 nt
Organism: Paralichthys olivaceus (Japanese flounder)
Lineage: Eukaryota; Metazoa; Chordata; Actinopteri; Pleuronectiformes; Paralichthyidae
Source: RefSeq, a predicted model, not a curated record